CCCCGAGGGACUCUCAUUCCGCCGUCUUGAUGGGGAUAUUGCGGCAAUGGUGAAGGACAAAGCCGAGGAGCGGACGCUCCGGUAUCAGCAAACUUUGAUGUAUGGGCGCUACACCCAGGAGCUGGGUGCCUAUGCCAAGGAGGAGGCAGCCCGCCUACGCGAUGGAGGGGUGCGGGAUGGCAGCGGACUGCGGAGGAACACCAGCGUUAGAAGUCGUGCUGCAGAUCUGCUGGAGUAUGAUAAAGAUCCCUGCACAAAGUGCCAGUCGUGUGCAUCUCGGUGUCAGAAGUUCCUGAUCUCUCGGGUGGGGGAGGACUGGAUCUUCCUCAUUCUGCUGGGUCUUCUCAUGGCUCUGGUCAGCUGGGUCAUGGACUACGCCAUCGCCUUUUGUCAAGAAGCACAGAAGUGGAUGUAUGGCGGACUGGACAGUAACAUGCUUCUCCAGUACAUUGCCUGGGUCACCUACCCAGUGGUACUCAUCACUUUCUCUGCGGGGUUCACACAGAUCCUGGCGCCUCAGGCUGUAGGCUCCGGUAUUCCAGAGAUGAAGACAAUUCUCAGGGGGGUCGUGCUCAAGGAGUAUCUGACGUUUAAGACUUUUGUGGCCAAAGUCAUCGGUCUGACCUGCGCUCUGGGCAGUGGUAUGCCUCUGGGGAAAGAGGGACCCUUCGUUCACGUCGCCAGUCUGUGCGCCGCUCUUCUCAGUAAAUUCAUGGCUGCUCUUUUUGGUGGGAUUUACACGGAAGAGCCUUUUGAGGGAAGCAAGAACGAGCUGAGGAACACGGAGAUGCUGUCGGCGGCCUGUGCGGUGGGCGUGGGCUGCUGUUUUGCUGCUCCCAUUGGAGGUGUGCUGUUCAGUAUUGAGGUCACUUCAACCUUUUUUGCAGUGAGAAACUACUGGCGGGGCUUCUUUGCCGCCACCUUCAGCGCUUUUAUAUUCAGAGUUCUGGCUGUUUGGAACCAGGAAGAAGAGACCAUCACUGCUCUCUUUAAGACACGCUUCCGUCUGGAUUUCCCGUUCGACCUUCAGGAGCUGCCAGCAUUCGCCAUCCUGGGGAUCGCUUGUGGAUUUGGUGGCGCGUUGUUUGUUUACCUGAACCGGUUGAUUGUGGAGUGCAUGAGGAAGCAGAAGACAAUUAACAAGUUCUUGCUGAGGAAACGUCUGGUGUAUCCUGCUCUCGUCACCCUGCUGGUCUGUACACUCACGUUCCCUCCGGGUUUCGGGCAGUUCAUGGCUGGACAGCUGACCCAGCACGAGUCACUGGUCGCACUGUUCGACAACCGCACGUGGUGCCGUCACGGUGUGGCAGAGGAGUUUGACUACAUCAGCCACCACCACGGCUGGAAACACCCCCAGGUCAAUGUCUUCAUCACGCUCAUCCUCUUCAUCAUCAUGAAAUUCUGGAUGUCUGCCGUGGCCACCACCAUGCCGGUUCCAUGUGGAGCCUUCAUGCCAGUGUUUCUGAUUGGUGCAGCAUUUGGCAGACUGGUUGGAGAGAUCAUGGCAUCAAUGUUUCCUGAUGGCAUACAUGCUGACGGCACGGUCUAUCCCAUAGUUCCUGGUGGCUAUGCAGUUGUUGGUGCUGCGGCGCUGUCUGGAGCAGUCACCCACACUGUAUCCACAGCAGUCAUAGUGUUCGAGUUGACUGGUCAGAUCUCCCACAUCUUGCCGGUGAUGAUCGCAGUAAUCCUGGCCAACGCCGUGGCACAGUCACUCCAGCCCUCACUCUACGACUCCAUCAUUCGCAUCAAGAAGCUUCCUUACCUACCGGAGCUGGGGAUGGGACACCAUGAGAAGUAUAAUAUCCGUGUGGAGGACAUUAUGGUGAGGGAUGUGCGCUACAUCACUCUUCACUCUUCCUACCGCGACCUGCAGGAGAUGCUACUGACCGGCCAGCUCAAAACACUGGCCCUGGUCGAAUCCAGAGAGUCCAUGAUCCUGCUGGGCUCCAUCGAGCGCCUGCCGCUGCAGUCUCUUCUCUCUCUGCAGCUGAGCCACCAGCGGAGGCUGGAGUACCUCCGCCAGCUGGCCCAGGACAACGGCACCCAUGAUCAUCUGUCCAGUCUGACCAGUGACAGCACCCCCAGCUCUCCCUGCACCCACACCCACCUCAAUGCCUCAGCUAACGCUGGAGCUCGCCAAGCGGUUCGCUUCUUGAUCUCCACAGAGGAGUCGUCCUCCUUCAGCCCGGUGGUUUCCAACGCUCAGCUUCCUCUCAAAUCUGCUUUGAAAACUGUGUCUGCCAUCAGCGACACAGAGACGCCAAAUAGCUCACAGACCCUCUCCUGUGCAGAUCAAGACAAGGAGCUGCUGGAGCUGGAGAGCCCGGCUGGGCCGGCUCCACCUGACAAAAGAAAGGCCAAGCCUAAACGAGUGAGGAUCUCAAUGGCGGAUGCUACUGAAGUGGAGGACUGCAUGACCCCCUCAGAGAUAGCAGAGUGGGAGGAGCAGCAGCUCGAUGAGCUGGUGGAUUUCAAGAACUGCAAGAUUGAUCCCGCCCCCUUCCAGCUGGUGGAGCAAACGUCUCUGCACAAGACUCACACCAUCUUCUCCCUGCUGGGCCUGGAUCACGCCUACGUCACCAGCAUGGGACGGCUGGUUGGAGUGGUGUCUCUCAAAGAGCUCCGUAAGGCCAUCGAGGGCUCAGUAACAGUGACAGGAGUGAAAGUGCGCCCCCCUCUGGCCAGUUUCCGUGACAGUGGAAACAGCACAAGCAUAUCGGAGGUCACAGAACUGCACAAGCUGUGCAUGCGCCACAGAGGCCUGUCGUUGCCACGGGAGCCCAACCCUCCGGACGGGGCCAACCAGCAGGACCUUCCCUACAAAGACAUCACCAUCAAAUACUCGGACCAAACAAAUUUACAGUUUGAAACCAGCUGCGGCGAUGUCGCAAACCAGUUGUCGGACCUGGUGCUUCAGGAGAGCCCCUCAAUUACUGAGGACCAAUCAGAGUUUACUUUUGACUGCAGUCCCUCCCACACUGAGGUGUCAGAACUGGCCUGUGACUUUGACCCUCCGACCCAAACUCCAGACCUAGAGGAAGCGGAGCCAGAGCAGGGGGAGCCGUCCCCCGAGGACCAGCCUGAAGCUGCAGAGGAGGGCAGCACCGGCCACGAGGAGGAGAAUCACUCAGAAUGACCACAUUCAUAGCGUCUUCUCAUGAACGCAGACGUUUCUUAUAUUUGUAGAGGUCCAGCCUAGGUACUUGUGUUUUUAAGUGUUGUGAUAUGAGAGUGAGUGUGAGCGAAUGCCUGUUUGAAAGGCUGAAAGCUGGUUUUAUUUUGUAUCUUGAUUAUAGUCAACAGAUCCCUUGAAAAACGAAUCAAGACUUUCUGAGUUCUCUAUUUUUCGGAAAUAUUGAUAUUUUACAAAUCAAAGCUUUUUUACAACGUGGUAGGGAGUCUUAUUGCAUAUUUGCAGAAGAGAAGUUGCAUAAAGCUUUAUUUUCUGCACAUAUGCAGUUUGAAAGUAAAGUUUAUAGUGGAAUUUAAAAGAAUAGAGGGCGUGAGGCAGGGGCGUCGAUUGGGUAUGGCAAGGUAUGGCAGCCGCCACACCUUUGCUUCAAGGGUUAAAUGUAAAUGUUUGUUUUUUUAAAUACAUUUAUGGAAUAACUACAAAUGCAAAUAAGAACAACAUGAUCGAUUUCACUAGUUAUUAUACA
Molecule: messenger RNA, 3662 nt
Organism: Cololabis saira (Pacific saury)
Lineage: Eukaryota; Metazoa; Chordata; Actinopteri; Beloniformes; Belonidae
Gene: clcn2a
Product: chloride channel, voltage-sensitive 2a
Exons: 25
Coding region: 47-3139 (1030 amino acids)
Biological process (GO): chloride transport; transmembrane transport
Cellular component (GO): membrane
Molecular function (GO): voltage-gated chloride channel activity
Source: RefSeq, a predicted model, not a curated record